CCAAAGAUGAACUGGGCUUCCUUCUACACUGUGAUUAGCGGGGUGAACAGACACUCCACUGGCAUCGGGCGAAUCUGGCUCUCUGUCCUGUUUAUAUUUCGUAUUUUGGUGCUUGUGGUUGCCGCGGAGACAGUGUGGGGUGAUGAGAAGUCUGGGUUUACCUGUAACACUCAACAGCCCGGGUGUGAUAGCGUCUGCUAUGACCACUUUUUCCCCAUCUCUCAUAUCCGCUUGUGGGCACUUCAGCUCAUCCUUGUCUCCACCCCUGCCCUGCUGGUUGCAAUGCACGUAGCUCACCGUCGCCAUAUUGACAAAAGGAUCUGCAAACUGUCAGGAAAGGCCAGUCCCAAAGACCUGGAACAGAUAAAAACACAAAAGAUGAAGAUCACUGGAGCACUAUGGUGGACCUACGUCAUCAGCCUGUUGUUUAGGAUCAUAUUUGAAAUAACUUUUAUGUAUUUGUUUUACAUGAUUUACCCAGGAUAUAAGAUGAUACGGCUGGUGAAGUGUGACUCGUACCCCUGUCCCAACACGGUGGACUGCUUCGUGUCCCGUCCCACGGAGAAAACUGUCUUCACUGUCUUUAUGUUAGCUGUAUCAGGGCUGUGUAUCCUGCUCAACAUCGCAGAGGUAGUUUUCCUGAUGGCAAAAGCCUACAGUAAGCAUUUAGGUAACAAUGGAGAAACAAGCAUAGGAGAUUGGUUACGCCACAAAAUCUGAACAAAAUCUGUGAAAAGUUGAAAAUGUACUUAAAGGUGCACUGUGUAACUUUCCUGGGAGAUUUCUGUGGUCAUGUGGAUAAUUGCUUUGUCCGUAAUGUUCCACAGUACAGCAUUCAACUUGAAUAAAUGCAAGAGUUUUUUAUCACUACAAAAAUGUAAGAAAAGCAUGCAUUUGUACACUGAGUGGGGUCAACUCUCAGCAGAUAUGACCUGUAAACUUGCCUGGGGAUGCCACUUGUUGGUCUCUGUGGAGAUGGUCAUGUUUAAUACCAUACUAGACCAUCAAGACAAAAUAUUAGCAUAACCAUGACAAGAAGAUGGCGGGCCCAGAAAAAUUACAUAGUGCAUCUUUAAUACAAAUAGAGGGUUGUUUGAAUAUACUGUAGCUUCAUUGUGCCUUAACCCUGGUCAUGCAUCAAUAAAUAACAAAACUAUUCAGUGAAGCCUUUUUAUAAUGUGGCUUUUAGAACAAAGAUUUUAUACUUAUUCCAUCACAUAACAAUCCUAAAAGUCACAAAAUGCUUCAGGUAAAAAGGUAUUUUUAUUUUAUUUUUUUAGGAAUAAAUGCUGUAACUUUGUGUGGCAAUAUCUGCAUGUACAGAUCUUAAGGAAUAUGCAAUGUGUCUGGAUUUUUUUAAU
Molecule: messenger RNA, 1361 nt
Organism: Boleophthalmus pectinirostris (great blue-spotted mudskipper)
Lineage: Eukaryota; Metazoa; Chordata; Actinopteri; Gobiiformes; Gobiidae
Gene: gjb1a
Product: gap junction protein beta 1a
Exons: 1
Coding region: 7-720 (237 amino acids)
Biological process (GO): cell communication
Cellular component (GO): connexin complex
Source: RefSeq, a predicted model, not a curated record